AUGGGCAACGUUACCAGCAGACCUGAUGAAGGGUCCGCCGCUCUAUAUCUCAGAGACCAGGAUAAGUUAAGCAUAUCUUCGCUCGUCGUCACGAACCCACGGAAGCGCAGCUCCCUCAGUAUAGUUCCAAAUGCAUUUCCAGCAAGCAAGGUAACCGUCAGUCGGUUGCCUGGUGAUCCAUCUCCCGUAGAAUUCGUACAGGACCCCGAAAUAUCCAACAGUCCCAACGGAGGACCGAAUAUUCUCCUCAAAUUGAGUAGUGAUGAUGAGCUCAUAUUUACCUUCACAUUUGUUAUCCGCCAGUCACACCAACUCGUCGGUUCCGAGGCGAAACCAGCAACCGUUGACACCAAUAUAUCUGGUCUUACCUUUGUCUGUGGCUCGAGGCCGCGAGAGGUGGCCAACCUCGUAACUCGCGAGUUCCACGCCGAUCCAAACCUACACAAGAACGCAAACGUCGAUCUUGUCGGUGACUACGGGACCAGCGGCAGUCCCUCGGUUAGUUUUGAAUGGACGUGGAAGUGGAAGCCCCCGAGGCCAGUUGAAGAUAAAGGAGGUGGUUGGAGAAAUAGCUGCAGUUUUGUUGAAUACGAUCCUCGAGCACAUCGUCUCGAUAUCCUAGCAAGCUUUUCCUACUGGGUUUCAAGUCCAGGAUCACCACUCAGCCACCCGAGUUCUCCCUCUCCGCAGUUUUACCUGAGCUCACCACCCAAAAUACGCGUUGCAUCUACGCAAUCGGUCGACUCUCGCCUGACUGGAAUCGAUUUUGACGAGCCCGGGUCUCCGCUUAUAAGCCCCAGCGACAACCUGACACAGACGACCACAAACACGACACAAGAGACGGUCAAGGUGGAUGUGCUGUGUCCCCGGCAUGACGAUGAUGUCAAUGUUAGCGACGAUGGACCGGUCUUUCGAGCAACAUUGAAGGCACUUGAACAGAAAACUGGAAACAUGCGAACGCAAAUGAAGAAGGUCCUGAAGCGAGCUGAGCAAGCGCACUUGCAGCAAACCGAGGCCAAUGAUGCAUUCAUAGCAUUCAUGGACGCUUUACAAGAGGCGUCUUCCACCAAUGCCAAUGCCUUUCAACCCGCACUGGAGCACUACUUUGAUAAGAUAGCUCGCGACGUCCUGUUGUAUGAACGCCAAAACACGGCCAAUCUGCAGAGAAUAAUCAUCGACCCCCUCAAUAAGCUCUACCAGUUCGAUAUCAAGCAGGCCGAGUCGAAGAAGCGUGAGUUUGAAGAGGAGAGUAAAGAUUAUUACGCCUACGUGUCGCGCUACCUGGGGCAACGGCAAGAUUCGGUCAAGGCCAAGAAGCUCGCCGACAGCGAUUCAAAGUAUCAGAACAAGAGACGAAACUUUGAGCUGAAGCGAUUCGAUUACUCCAACUUUAUGCAAGAUCUCCAUGGUGGCCGCAAGGAGCAAGAGGUGUUGUCCCAUCUGACGAGAUACGCGGAUGCACAAACAAAAGGUUUCCUCGCCACCGCAAAGAAAAUAGAGGAUUACUUGCCGCACCUGUCUGCGUUAAGCACCGAGGUCCAAGAAGCAACCAAAGAAUACGAGUACCGGCGACGAGAACGCGAGGAAAAGAGGCGGCAAAUGGAGAAGCCGAGCACACCCUACCUCGAGCCCGAGCAGGCUGGCCCAAGCAGCGCUGUUUCUCCAGCCGCAACAUCGAAUGGGACUGGCGGGAACACUUCCGACAACGAGCUUGGCCGGUCUGACAGCGCAGACUCGCAGGUCAAAACCGCCGUUGGUAUUGGAAUCAGCCAGCCCGCUGUUCCCCAAGGAGUUGAGCUGUCUCGGUCUCCCGGCAGCCAAGGACAGUCUUCCAUUGCUAGUUCGGCUGGAACCAAGUUCAAGGGAUUUCGAGACCUGGAGGAACGGGAUGCGAGCCAGACAACCGUAAUCCAACGAAAAGAAGGCCUGUUAUGGGCGCUCAACAGGCCAGGGGGUCAUGUCGAUCCACGCAACUUGAACAAGCAAGGAUGGCAUAAGUUUUGGAUAGUGUUGGAUCAGGGGAAAUUGUCCGAGUACAGCAACUGGAAGCAGAAACUUGACCUCCACAUGGAACCCAUCGAUUUACGCAUGGCUUCCGUUCGUGAAGCACGUAAUGCGGAGCGUCGUUUUUGCUUCGAGGUCAUCACACCAAGCUUCAAACGGGUUUACCAAGCGACGUCGGAAGAAGACAUGAACAGCUGGAUCACUUCCAUAAAUAAUGCCUUGCAAAGCGCAAUGGAAGGUCGCGGUGUCCAGGAACGCGCCUCAUCAAGCAAGUCGUCUGGCGAUUCGUCUUUGAAGAGGGAUAUCGGCUCAAUACUGACUGGCAAAACCCAAUCCCUGGGACAUGGCGGACACUCGCACCAUCAUCAUUCCAGCUCGACUCCAGGAAUUCCGGUGCGCAGAAUAACUGUCGGGGCACGCCCGAGUGUGGUGCGCACAAGCAGCUCAGGUUACGACGAGAAUCCAGACAAGCUGCUGCAAAUGGUCCGGAAUUCGGAUCAAGGCAAUUGCUGGUGCGCUGACUGUGGCUCUGGGUCCAAGGUGGAGUGGGUGUCAAUCAACCUAGGCAUCGUCCUCUGCAUCGAGUGCAGUGGGAUUCACCGAUCCCUGGGCACGCAUAUCAGUAAAGUACGAUCUCUCACCCUGGACAUCAAGUCCUUCACCAUCGAUAUUGUCGAGGUUCUCUUGCUCAUUGGAAACCGUGUUUCCAACAUGAUCUGGGAGGCUGGGCUAGAUGCUUCCACGAAACCAGGCCCCCAAGCGUCCCGGGAGCAGCGUCUGAAGUUCAUCACGUCCAAGUAUGUCGAACGGGCGUAUGUGAAGCCGAUUUCUGCCACCCUGUCAAGAUAUGCCACGCCUGAUGAAACCUUGCUGGCCGCUGUUAAGAGGAACGAGAUCCAGCAGGUGCUUUAUGCGCUAGCAUUGAGAGCCAACCCCAACGUCCUCGACAAGAUGAGGGGAACUCACGCGGUCUGGCUAGCCCUGGCAGCAGCAGAUCCAGCCUCCCCGUUUCCCGCCCAAGGCGUCAACGCUACCGAGGCGGACAUGAAGCCCGUGCCAUUCCCGGUUGCCGAGCUCUUGACGCAAAACGGUGCCGAGAUUCCCGCCUCCCUACCCGCUUUCCCGCUCGGACGGUACGCUCAGCAGUACUACGAACAAAAGUUGGGCAAGGGUCAAGCAACGACCGGGACCGAUGUGCUCGGCUCGCUGCCGCUCCAUUUGAGUAGCUCGAAUGACAGAAGCCAACGAGAGAAGGAAGCACGGCUGCAGAAACGCGUGAGCGCUGGGGGGCGGCUGGCAAAGUCUCCCAUACCCGAAAAAUAG
Molecule: messenger RNA, 3327 nt
Organism: Ustilaginoidea virens
Lineage: Eukaryota; Fungi; Ascomycota; Sordariomycetes; Hypocreales; Clavicipitaceae
Exons: 6
Coding region: 1-3327 (1108 amino acids)
Biological process (GO): intra-Golgi vesicle-mediated transport
Cellular component (GO): cytoplasm; trans-Golgi network; endosome
Molecular function (GO): protein binding; GTPase activator activity
Source: RefSeq, a predicted model, not a curated record